UACUUGAUUGGCUCUUUGCUGAAGAGACAUCCUCGGACCACACCCGUCCACACCCUUCAAGCUGUGUUUGCAAAAUGGGCGGUGUGCCUCACUGGGCAUAUAGAAAGUCACCAAGCGUCAUCUCCCACUGUUCGCUCUGCUACGGGAAAGGUAGUACCAGUCACCAGUUGGACACAAGCUUUGUUCGUUUUUAGAAAACCUCUCAUCUACCCUGACACACGUACAAGAAGGCCAUAAUUCGCUUGGACUCUGGAAUAUGGAUUUACCAUGCGAGAGGUCCGCUCUCCUCUGGUUUUUACUGGUCGUUUCUGCUCUACUUCAUGCAGAUGCACAGAUUUCACCUAGCGUGUACCAGCCCAUCGGGGUACAGAACAACACAAUCAUCCCAGGUGGUCUGAUGACAGCUUCAUCCCAAGUAAACGGAUCCGAGGCGUACAGGGGCCGCUUGAACGGUGAUGGUGCAUGGCAGCCGUCAGGACAAGGCACCGAGUUCCUGGCGGUGGAUCUAGAGUACAAUCGUUACAUCUUUGGCAUCCAGACCCAGGGACAGGGAGUUGGCUACGUGGAGACCUACAGGAUCCUAUACCAGGUGGACAACACAACAGAUCUUGUGCUGUACUCGGCUGGCGGUGGGAGCGCCACGAUCUUCAGCGGCAACAGCGACAACGAAACUAUCGUCCAACAAAACUUCCCCUCGUACAUCUAUGCCCGGUAUAUCCUCGUCAACCCUCAGGACUUCUCCGGUGCUCCACGACUGAGGAUAGAGCUACUUGGAGUGGAUGAUCUGCCUACAACAAUCUCCCCGGUAACAACUCCACUAGUUACAACUCCUUCAACACCCUCUUCAACACAACCACAAAGUACCACAGAGGCUGUGACGUCAUCUGGCGUGUACCAACCCAUCGGGGUACAGGACGUUACAAUCAUCCCAGAUAAUCUGAUGACUGCUUCAUCCCAAGUAAACGGAUCCGAGGCGUACAGGGGCCGCUUGAACGGUGAUGGUGCAUGGCAGCCGUCAAGACAAGGUACUGAGUUCCUGGCGGUGGAUCUAGAGUACAAUCGUUACAUCUUUGGCAUCCAGACCCAAGGACAAGGAGAUGGCUACGUGGAGACCUACAGGAUCCUAUACCAGGUGGACAACACAACAGAUCUAAUUCUGUACUCGGCUGGUGGUGGGACCGCCAAGAUCUUCAGCGGCAACAGCGACAACGAAACUAUCGUCCAACAAAACUUCACCUCGUACAUCUACGCCCGGUAUAUCCUCGUCAACCCGCAAACGUGGCUCGGCGCUCCACGACUGAGGAUAGAGUUACUUGGAGUCGAUGCGCUUCCUACAACAAGCUCCCCGGUCACAACCCCACCCGUGACAACCACCUCUUCACAAACGACCCCGCCCGUGACAACCACCUCCACACAAACGACCCCAAUCGUGACAACAAGCUCUCCGGUAACGACUCCGCCCAUCCAGACAACCUCCCCGGUAACGACUCCGCCCAUCCAGACAACCUCCCCGGUAACGACUCCGCCCAUCCAGACAACCUCCCCGGUAACGACUCCGAUCAUCCAGACAACCGCCCCGGUAACGACUACGGUAACGGAAAUCCCGACCACCUCCUCGCUAACGACUACAAUCGGUCCGUCGACAUCUCCUGUUACGACUCCACUCGGCACAACAACACGUCUAACAACGAACCAGGUAGACACAACCAAACUAUCAACAUCCUCCUCAACACAACUGCCUCAAACAUCGUUUAGUUCUGAUGUUCCUACCACUACUCCGUCAGUCGACGCAGAAACCACGACAAACCAAGGACAGUCCACCUCCUCCAACAUCUUCUCCAGUACGCAAACCCAAACAGCGGCAAGUGCCACAGAGGCUGAGACGUCAUCUGGCGUGUACCAACCCAUUGGGGUACAGGACGAUACAAUCAUCACAGAUGACCUGAUGACAGCGUCAUCCCAAGUAAACGGAUCCGAGGCGUACAGGGGCCGCUUGAACGGUGAUGGUGCAUGGCAGCCGUCAGGACAAGGCACCGAGUUCCUGGCGGUGGAUCUAGAGUACAAUCGUUACAUCUUUGGCAUCCAGACCCAGGGACAGGGAGAUGGCUACGUGGAGACCUACAGGAUCCUAUACCAGGUGGACAACACAACAGAUCUAGUUCUGUACUCGGCUGGUGGUGGGACCGCCAAGAUCUUCAACGGCAACAGCGACAACGAAACUAUCGUCCAACAAAAUUUCACCUCGUACAUCUACGCCCGGUAUAUCCUCGUCAACCCGCAAACUUGGUCCGGCGCUCCACGACUGAGGAUAGAGCUACUUGGGGUUGAUGUACUUCCUACAACAAGCUCCCCGGUCACAACCCCACCCGUGACAACCACCUCCACACAAACGACCCCGCCCGUGACAACCACCUCCACACAAAUGACCCCGCCCGUGACAACCACCUCUUCGCUAACGACUCCAAUCGGUCCGACGACAUCUCCUGUUACGACUCCACUCGACACGACAACAAGUCUAACAACGAACCAGGUAGACACAACCAAACUAUCAACAUCCUCCUCAACACAACUGCCUCAAACAUCGUUUAGUUCUGAUGUUCCUACAACUACUCUGGUAGUCGACACAGAAUCCACGACGAACCAAGGACAGUCUACCGCCUCCAACAUCUUCUCCAGUACGGAAACCCAAACAGCGGCAAGUGCUACAGAGGCUGAGACGUCAUCUGGCGUGUACCAACCCAUCGGGGUACAGGACGAUACAAUCAUCCCAGAUAAUCUGAUGACAGCGUCAUCCCAAGUAAGCGGAUCCGAGGCGUACAGGGGCCGCUUGAACGGUGAUGGUGCAUGGCAGCCGUCAGGACAAGGCACCGAGUUCCUGGCGGUGGAUCUAGAGUACAAUCGUUACAUCUUUGGCAUCCAGACCCAGGGACAGGGAAAUGGCUACGUGGAGACCUACAGGAUCCUAUACCAGGUGGACAACACAACAGAUCUAGUUCUGUACUCGGCUGGUGGUGGGACCGCCAAGAUCUUCAGCGGCAACAGCGACAACGAAACUAUCGUCCAACAAAACUUCACCUCGUACAUCUACGCCCGGUAUAUCCUCGUCAACCCGCAAACGUGGUCCGGCGCUCCACGACUGAGGAUAGAGUUACUUGGAGUCGAUGAACUACCAACAACAAUCUCCCCGGUAACAACUCCACUAGUUACAACUCCUUCAACACCCUCUUCAACACAACCACAAAGUACCACAGAGGCUGUGACGUCAUCUGGCGUGUACCAACCCAUUGGGGUACAGGACGUCACAAUCAUCCCAGAUAAUCUGAUGACAGCGUCAUCCCAAGUAAGCGGAUCCGAGGCGUACAGGGGCCGCUUGAACGGUGAUGGUGCAUGGCAGCCGUCAGGACAAGGUACUGAGUUCCUGGCGGUGGAUCUAGAGUACAAUCGUUACAUCUUUGGCAUCCAGACCCAGGGACAGGGAAAUGGCUACGUGGAGACCUACAGGAUCCUAUACCAGGUGGACAACACAACAGAUCUAAUUCUGUACUCGGCUGGUGGUGGGACCGCCAAGAUCUUCAACGGCAACAGCGACAACGAAACUAUCGUCCAACAAAACUUCACCUCGUACAUCUACGCCCGGUAUAUCCUCGUCAACCCGCAAACGUGGCUCGGCGCUCCACGACUGAGGAUAGAGCUACUUGGACCAACAACAAUCUCCCCGGUAACAACUCCACUAGUCACAACUCUUUCAACACCCUCUUCAACUCAACCACAAAGUACCACAGAGGCUGAGACGUCAUCUGGCGUGUACCAACCCAUUGGGGUACAGGACGAUACAAUCAUCCCUGAUGAUCUGAUGACUGCUUCAUCCCAAGUAAGCGGAUCCGAGGCGUACAGGGCCCGCUUGAACGGUGAUGGUGCAUGGCAGCCGUCAGGACAAGGUACAAAUGAGUUCCUGGCGGUGGAUCUACAGUACAAUCGUUACAUCUUUGGCAUCCAGACCCAGGGACAGGGAAAUGGCUACGUGGAGACCUACAGUGUCAUAUACCAGGUGGACAACACAACAAAUCUAGUUGGGUACUCAGAAGAUGGUGGGAGCGCCAAGAUCUUCAGCGGCAACAGCGACAACGAAACUAUCGUCCAACAAAACUUCACCUCGUACAUCUACGCCCGGUAUAUCCUCGUCAACCCGAAAACCUUCUCCGGUGCUCGACGACUGAGGAUAGAGCUACUUGGGGUCGAUGCGCUUCCUACAACAAGCUCCCCGGUCACAACCCCUCCCGUGACAACCAGCUCCACACAAACGACCCCUCCCGUGACAACCACCUCCACACAAACUACUCCAAUCAUGACAACAAGCUCCCCGGUAACGACUCCGCUCAUCCCGACAACCUCCCCGGUAACAACUACGGCUACGGAAAUCCCGACCACCUCCUCGCUAACGACUACAAUCGGUCCGAUGACAUCUCCUGUUACGACUCCAAUCGGCACAACAACAAGUCUGACAACGAACCAGGUAGACACAACCAAACUAUCAACAUCCUCAACACAACUGCCUCAAACAUCGUUUAGUUCUGAUGUUCCUACCACUACUCCGUCAGUCGACGCAGAAUCCACGACGAACCAAGGACAGACUACCGCCUCCAACAUCUUCUCCAGUGCGCAAACUCAAACAGCGGCAAGUACCAUGGGGUCCGAGACGUCAUCUGGCGUGUACCAGCCCAUCGGGGUACAGGACGUUACAAUCAUCCCAGAUGAUCUGAUGACAGCUUCAUCCCAAGUAAGCGGAUCCGAGGCGUACAGGGGCCGCUUGAACGGUGAUGGUGCAUGGCAGCCGUCAGGACAAGGUACAAAUGAGUUCCUGGCGGUGGAUCUACAGUACAAUCGUUACAUCUUUGGCAUCCAGACCCAGGGACAGGGAAAUGGCUACGUGGAGACCUACAGUGUCAUAUACCAGGUGGACAACACAACAAAUCUAGUUGGGUACUCAGAAGAUGGUGGGAGCGCCAAGAUCUUCAGCGGCAACAGCGACAACGAAACUAUCGUCCAACAAAACUUCACCUCGUACAUCUACGCCCGGUAUAUCCUCGUCAACCCGAAAACCUUCUCCGGUGCUCGACGACUGAGGAUAGAGCUACUUGGGGUCGAUGCGCUUCCUACAACAAGCUCCCAGGUCACAACCCCUCCCGUGACAACCAGCUCCACACAAACGACUCCAAUCGUGACAACAAGCUCGCCGGUAACGACUCCGCUCAUCCAGACAACCUCCCCGGUAACAACUCCGCUCAUCCCGACAACCUCCCCGGUAACAACUACGGCUACGGAAAUCCCGACCACCUCCUCGCUAACGACUACAAUCGGUCCGAUGACAUCUCCUGUUACGACUCCAAUCGGCACAACAACAAGUCUGACAACGAACCAGGUAGACACAACCAAACUAUCAACAUCCUCAACACAACUGCCUCAAACAUCGUUUAGUUCUGAUGUUCCUACCACUACUCCGUCAGUCGACGCAGAAACCACGACAAACCAAGGACAGUCCACCUCCUCCAACAUGUUCUCCAGUACGCAAACCCAAACAGCGGCAAGUACCACAGGGUCCAAGACGCCAUCUGGCGUGUACCAGCCCAUCGGGGUACAGGACGUUACAAUCAUCCCAGAUGAUCUGAUGACUGCUUCAUCCCAAGUAAGCGGAUCCGAGGCGUACAGGGCCCGCUUGAACGGUGAUGGUGCAUGGCAGCCUGCAGGACAAGGUACAAAUGAGUUCCUGGCGGUGGAUCUACAGUACAAUCGUUACAUCUUUGGCAUCCAGACCCAGGGACAGGGAAAUGGCUACGUGGAGACCUACAGUGUCAUAUACCAGGUGGACAACACAACAAAUCUAGUUGGGUACUCAGAAGAUGGUGGGAGCGCCAAGAUCUUCAGCGGCAACAGCGACAACGAAACUAUCGUCCAACAAAACUUCACCUCGUACAUCCACGCCCGGUAUAUCCUCGUCAACCCGCAAACGUGGUCCGGCGCUCCACGACUGAGGAUAGAGUUACUAGGGGUCGAUGAACUACCAACAACAAUCUCCCCUGUAACAACUCCACUAGUCACAACUCUUCCAACACCCUCUUUAACACAACCACAAAGUACCACAGAGGCUGGGACGUCAUCUGGCGUGUACCAACCCAUCGGGGUACAGGACGAUACAAUCAUCCCAGAUGGUCUGAUGACUGCUUCAUCCCAAGUAAGCGGAUCCGAGGCGUACAGGGGCCGCUUGAACGGUGAUGGUGCAUGGCAGCCUGCAGGACAAGGUACAAAUGAGUUCCUGGCGGUGGAUCUACAGUACAAUCGUUACAUCUUUGGCAUCCAGACCCAGGGACAGGGAAAUGGCUACGUGGAGACCUACAGUGUCAUAUACCAGGUGGACAACACAACAAAUCUAGUUGGGUACUCAGAAGAUGGUGGGAGCGCCAAGAUCUUCAGCGGCAACAAUGACAGAGAAACUAUCGUCCAACAAAACUUCACCUCGUACAUCUACGCCCGGUAUAUCCUCGUCAACCCGAAAACCUUCUCCGGCGCUCCACGACUGAGGAUAGAGCUACUUGGAGUGGAUGAGCUACCAACGACAAGUUCGCCUGUGACCACGCCGCCGAUGACGACAAGCUCCGCGGUGACAACAAGUUCCCCUCUGGUGACGACGCAAGCAACAACAAGCUCCCCUCUGGUGACGACACAAGCAACAACAAGCUCCCUGGUAACAACAACAAAUCCGUCAACACAAACAUUGAGCGUUGAAACGACUUCGGUCAUUGAAGAAUCCACCGUGAUGGAAGAACAAACAACAGAUAUGUUGACGGCGACUUCAGAAUCAACGACUGUGGAGACAUCAACGGCUUCCAUAGCUCCAUCGGGAACAACAGUCGAAACCACAACAACAGCCGCAUCUACUCCGGAAACUCCAACGGAAGAACCACAAACAUCGGUAGACACAUCUACAUUACAGACGUCGAUGUUUCCAACAGACGCAGGAGCAAGCACUGAGUCACAAACUCAGGGCCAAGUCUUCACUAGUCCUUUGUCGAUCUCCACUACUUCUACCGAUGACAUGAUAACGAGUACAAUAAUAUCAACACAAGGUCAAGAUGUGACGACACAGACACUUUCAACCAUGGCACAACCCGACACAACAGCUUUGGUAGACGUCACUGUCUAUACAACCGUCAUCAGUGCUACCGAUGGAACGACCACAGAAAAGUUAGAAAUGACAACAUCAGCAUCGGAUCAGCUUUCGACUCUUAUUGAAGUCACAACAGCCGAGAUACUUGAUCAGUCUACCCCAGUACCGACAGUCUCUGCCACGACGCCCACGACGCCAACUUCUUCAACCGCAACAUCAGAAGUAUCCGUCUCGGCGUCAACUGCUUCAACCGCGGCACCGACAGUCCCUUCCGCUGCACCAACAGUCACAUCGGCGGCACCAACUGUUUCAACUCCAGCCCCAGCAGUCUCCACGUCGAUUCCAACCAGUGUUGUAGCGUCCACAGCGACACAAGUUGCGACAACAAUCAAACCAACCCAGGAAUUUGUUGUUGUAAUCCAGUCCCUCGGACUAUCGGACGAAACCAUUAUCUCAAACGAUCAGAUAUCCGCCUCAUCGUCUAUAGAGGGAUUUGAAAGUUUCGAAGGUAGACUGAACAACGAAGGUGCAUGGCAGUUUAAUGCCAGUGAUCCAAGUCCAUUUUUACAAGUAGACCUGGGAAGUGUAACUACGGUGACCACUAUUCAGACUCAAGGUUACACAGAUGGGUUCGUCUUCUCAUACACACUGGCUUACCAACAAGUUACCCAGACGGGAAGAAGAAGACGGCAGGUGAACUUUGUCGACUACAUGGAAAAUGGAACAGUCAGGGUAUUUGAAGGAAAUAAUGACGGUAACACAGUCGUCGAGCAAAAUCUCACCACGCCCAUCGUGACACAGAGUCUCAGGAUCAAACCGACAAACUUCUCCGAAACCCCGCAACUGAGGGUCGGACUGAUAGGGGAGGUAUCCGUACCGAUUACAGUGACAACAGGAGCAGCGCCAACCACCACAGUUGAACAGACCAUCAUCACCACGAGAGGGCUGGCGGACUGGCAGCUGUACGCCAUAGUCGGGGGGUCAUCUGCAGGAGCCGUGCUGCUUCUGAUGGCAAUCAUCGGGCUGAGUGUGGCCAGGUCCAGGAAAACUAAGAAAAGCAGAUCCGCACGCUUCACUAAAGGUCACUCCGCUUGGAGCAACGUAGAUGCAAGAAACAUAUCUACAUCCGGCUCGAUACCGACGGAAAGUUACAAAAUCCCCCGAGCCAGGUCCAGCUACAAGCCGCGUGAUGAGACGUACAGCAGUGUACACUAUAAUGACGCUUACAGGUCUGAUGACGAAAGUCUUCCACCCCACAUCGAUGAUACCAAGUCACCUGUGGUUGGUCACAACGGCGACUACGCCUCUCACGCAGUGAUGAUUGACACCCGGGCACCGGGAGGCACAAAACUGCAGUACUGAGCUGCCAAUCAUUCGCCUGGAGUUUCAAACUUGUCCAAAAUCUGCAGUAUAGUCGUUACAUGAUUCUGUUAUUAGAAAUUGACUUUAUUUGGAUACAUAAUUAGCUUGACAUUACGGAUUGUUACAGUGGUUUAUGACAAUUAUGUACAAAUGUAUGUAGAUUUCUGUUUCAUGCAAUUCGAUAUGCCUUUCAAUUGUUGUGCUUAUCUUUAGUAUAAAGCAUAUCCCAGCAGCCUCUGGUAUGUAUCAUCCUCCUAAUAUAACAUGCUGCUGUUAAUCCAAUGAAAUGUCUCCGGAGAAUGAAUACUGUAGGAGACUGUUACCUCUGCUGACGACAAUGCGAUAUGUCAGGACAGAUGAUUUGAAAACUAGUUUAUGAAGCCAACCUAUAGUGUCAAUAAUGUGAACAAUCAAAGAUAACGUUUGAGACGUUUACAAGUUGAUCGCCCGGGCGGCGAUGUCAUCCCUAGUCUUUGGCAGGGAUUGGUUUAUAUACCUCGAUAUUUGCAAACAGCACAUUAAACAUAAGGGUAACAGGGAUAUUGUUUAUAUUUUCUCUACUAUAUUUUCGUAGAUACUGUAUGUAUUAACUUCAUGAGAACUUCAUGAGGGCUAUGAGUACUUUCUUGUGCAAAUAUGUUUAGAAAGUUUUCUUUACCUUUUUACCAUUUUCACAUGUUUGUACGUCAAUGAAUGGUAUGUGUCCGCAGUCAAGUUUCGUAAUGGCGGCAGUAUGCAAACAAAUUAUGUUGCGGAAGAAAUAGCAUUAUCUGUGUUUUUCUGCUUUCUGUGCUUUUAGAUCUAUGAUAUUUACAUUUGCUGCAAAAUAGCUGGUAGUGCUUUUGUCAAUUACUACAAAGGGUCAAGAGGUGCUUGAAGAAUUAGAUAUGGUCUAGGAUUAGGAAUCAACUGCACUGUGUAUUUAUGUUCAGAAAUAAAAGACUAGAGCCUUAUUUCUGUCCGAGACAGCUUUAUCAAACCGUUCCGAAGUCUCAUUGUCUUCAGAGGUUUGCUUUUGUUGUGUUAGUAGCGGAAGCAUUAUACCAGAGUCGUUAUAUAGUCUGAAUAAACUGUGAUAGGGAUUGAA
Branchiostoma floridae (Florida lancelet) is the source of this 9611-nucleotide messenger RNA. RefSeq names its product mucin-17-like. The record is from RefSeq and is a predicted model, not a curated record. Lineage: Eukaryota; Metazoa; Chordata; Leptocardii; Amphioxiformes; Branchiostomatidae.